AUGGCAGAACAAAAACAAUCAAUAGUGCUAUUCCCAUUCAUGGCACAGGGUCACAUAAUCCCAUUUUUAGCCUUAGCCUUCAACCUCGAACAGAAAUCCAAAAACUACAACAUCGCCAUAAUUAACACUCCUCUCAACAUCCAAAAACUUCAACCCUCUAUUCCACCACACUCCUCCAUCAAACUCAUCACCAUCCCUUUCAUCUCUUCCGACCACAACCUCCCACCUAGCAUAGAAAACACCGACACUGUCCCUUAUAGCCUCGUGAUCAAACUCAUCGAAGCUUCUCUUUCCCUCAAAUCACCUUUCAAAAACAUCAUUGAAAACAUCCUCACCCAACAGCAUAAAGUCUGCAUAGUUUCUGAUAUUUUCUUCGGUUGGACUUCAACCAUCGCUAAAGAACUCGGUGUUUUUCAUGUUAUUUUCAGCGCUAGCAGUGGCUAUGGUUUAGCUUGUUAUUAUUCUCUAUGGAUGAAUCUCCCUCACAGAUUCACAGACUCUGAUGAAUUUCCGUUAACAGAUUUUCCAGAAGCGCGUUUGAUUCAGAGAAAUCAAUUACCCAACAAUAUCUCACAGGCGGAUGGGUUCGAUGAUUGGUCGGUUUUUCAACGGAAGAAUCUCUCUGACUGGGUUAAUUCCGAUGGAAUUUUGUUCAACACAGUUUCAGAAUUCGACUCGGUUGGACUAAAUUACUUCGUUCGGAAACUCGAAAUUCCGGUUUGGACGAUCGGACCGUUUGUUUUGGCUAAAUCACGAGGGAAAGGAAGUGAAAUAAACCCUAACUUUUAUAAAGAAUGGCUAGAUUCAAAGCCAUUGAAUUCGGUUCUGUUCGUUUGUUUUGGAUCUAUGAACACGAUUUCGUCUGAACAAAUGAUGCAACUAGGAAUUGCGUUGGAGAAAAGUGGAAAAAAUUUCAUUUGGGUAGUGAGGCCACCGAUUGAAUUGGACAUAAACUCAGAAUUCAAGCCUCAAGAGUGGUUACCGUCAGGGUUUAUGGAGAGGAUUCUAGAAACAAAGAAGGGUAUAAUAGUAAAUAACUGGGCUCCUCAAGUUGAGAUUUUGUCACAUGGGUCAGUUUCUGCGUUUUUGAGUCACUGUGGUUGGAACUCGGUGUUGGAAUCGUUGAGUCAUGGUGUACCGAUUCUCGGUUGGCCUAUGGCAGCUGAACAGUUUUUUAACUGUAAGUUGUUGGAAGAAGAGAUUGGUGUUUGUGUUGAGGUUGCUAGAGGGAAGAGCUGUGAGGUGAAGAAUGAAGAUAUUGUUGAGAAAAUUGAGUUGGUUAUGAGUGAGAGUAGUGAAAAUGGGUUGAAGAUUAGAGAAAAUGCUUUUAAGAUUAGGGAGAUGAUGAAGAAUGCUGUGAGAGAUGAAAAUGGUGAUGGGUUUAAGGGUUCAUCUGUUAGGGGUAUUGAAGAGUUUUUAGCCGCUGCUGGGAAGAGCAAUAAGGGGAUAGUGAAUGAGUAA
Messenger RNA from Lathyrus sativus (Indian pea), 1461 nucleotides. The record is from the annotation of a GenBank genome assembly. NCBI's taxonomy places the organism in Eukaryota, Viridiplantae, Streptophyta, Magnoliopsida, Fabales, Fabaceae.